Aureobasidium namibiae CBS 147.97 is the source of this 537-nucleotide messenger RNA. RefSeq names its product protein import receptor MAS20. The record is from RefSeq and is a predicted model, not a curated record. Bases 1 to 537 code for a protein of 178 amino acids. Lineage: Eukaryota; Fungi; Ascomycota; Dothideomycetes; Dothideales; Saccotheciaceae. Gene Ontology annotation, biological process: protein targeting; protein import into mitochondrial matrix; tRNA import into mitochondrion. Gene Ontology annotation, molecular function: transmembrane protein transporter activity. The transcript is spliced from 2 exons. Gene Ontology annotation, cellular component: mitochondrial outer membrane translocase complex; mitochondrial outer membrane.
AUGGCCUCAACAACACCCUCGUCAGGCGUCCAGACGUCGACCAUCGUCCUCGCAACUCUUGGUACCGUCACCACCGCUGCCCUCGCAUACGCCGUCUACUUUGACUACAAGAGACGCUCCGACCCUGCUUUCCGUCGCUCGCUCAAGCGCCAGCAGAAGCAGGUCUCCAGGGCUGCUAAAGACGAGGCCGUUGCUGCCGAAAAGGGCCAGAAGCAAAAGAUCCGCCAGGUUGUCGAUGCUGCCAACGACCAAGGCUUCCCCGAAGACCCCGAGAAGACCGAGGAGUACUUCAUGACCGAGGUUGCCCGCGGCGAGCAGAUGUGCCAGGAUGGCUCCGACCCCGUCGACGCUGCCCUGUGUUUCUACAAGGCUCUCAAGGUCUACCCCCAGCCCAGAGAGCUCAUCAGCAUCUACGACAAGACCGUCCCCAAGCCCAUCCUCGAUAUCCUUGCCGAGAUGAUCGCCGUCGACAGCAGCAUAAAAGUCGCCGCCCCCGGCGCUGACUCUGACGCUCCCGAGUCCGAGCCCGUCGAGUAG